AUGGGAACCGGUGUAUGCGUGCAACUACUGACGCAUUUUCCAUACCCGUCUUACUGGCUUUCCAAUCUGGCCUAUGUCUUCUGGAUCGCCGAUAUUUGCCUCUUCGCUUUUUUCAUGGCCCUGGGCAUCCUCCGGGUUUUCAUGUUUCCUGCGAUUGCAAAGAACAUCAUCGACGACUUUUCGCAAACAAGCUACCUUGGAGCAAUCGUCGUUGCAUGGGAGACUAUCGUGCUUGGAGUAGCGCAGUUUUACUCCAGUCGCACAGCCGGCAUAUAUGCUGCAGAAGCUAUGUUCUGGAUAGCUGUCGUUGGAAGUUCAUUUGUCGCAUUUGGUGGGAUCUACUUCAUGUAUACUCGGCAAAAGGCACAUUCUCUCGAGCAGGUGAAUGGAGUAUGGUUUCUGACCUUCAUUCCGUUGAUCGUCUGUUCAACUUUGGGUGGUGCAGUGGCACCUCAUUUGAGUUAUGAAAAUGGCAUACUGGUGCUGUUUGUAUCAUUCUUGAUGUGGUCGUUGGGAGUGGGCAUGUCUUUCAUGCUGGUUCCCAUCUACAUCUGGCGGCUCAUGAGUACUCUUCUUCCUCCGCAAGCAGUGAUUGUCAGCACUUUUGUCCCCAUCGGUCCGUUCGGGAUGGGCGCGUACUCUACUCAACAGCUGGCUUCUGGCCUGGCAAGGCGCAUUGCACAGCGAAACUUCACACUGACCAACCCACCUCAGCCACCUUCAGAUGGAGCUUACAUCGCAACUAUUGGAGAGGCUAUCCAAUGGGCGGGUAUCAUCCUGGCUCUUUUUCAGUUGGCGGUGGCUUCCUUCUUCCUAGUUGAAGGUGUGCUUGCGAUAUGCACAAGAGCUCCAGGCCCAUUCAACGUUGCUUUCUGGAGCUUCGUCUUCCCAUGCGGCGUGUAUGCCAAUGCUUGGAAUCUCAUGAGCACCAAUCUUCGUAAUGAAGGCUUGAAAGGUUGGGCGGCGAGCUGCACAGUCGCAGUUGUAUUACUGUGGUUGUUCUGUGCAUCGAUGAGCUUCUGGAAAGGUGUUUGGCAAGGCAAGCUCUUCUUCGCGCCAGGUUUGCAGGGUUCGUUGGAGAAACAGGAGAUUGAAAAACGCCACAUCGAUCCUGAGAGACCUUCCAACGAGGAUCAUAAUCCAUACGGUUUAGCUUUCCACACUACACAUACAGGAGAACAGGUGCAUCGAAAAGCAAGGUCGGAUGGUAGUUAUAAGAAAGUUAGGAUAGAUGAUUAG
Molecule: messenger RNA, 1239 nt
Organism: Exophiala bonariae
Lineage: Eukaryota; Fungi; Ascomycota; Eurotiomycetes; Chaetothyriales; Herpotrichiellaceae
Exons: 5
Coding region: 1-1239 (412 amino acids)
Biological process (GO): transmembrane transport; sulfite transmembrane transport
Cellular component (GO): plasma membrane
Molecular function (GO): sulfite transmembrane transporter activity
Source: RefSeq, a predicted model, not a curated record